UUCGCAGUAUUCAGGUUCUUUUCUUGAUCGAUGCUUGUAGUUGCAGAAGCUGGAGGAUGUUCUUUUGUUGGAAAUAUUUCUUUGAUGCAUUUCCAAAACUUUGCCGGGCUUUUACAAUUCUCGUGUAGAAGAUCCUUGUGGUAUUUCUGUUUUGCUUGUUUCACUUUGUUGUUACAAGAAUUUUAAAGUCUUUUGUAAGUCGACCAGUCACAUUCAUUUUUCGAUUUUCUCGCUUUGCGAAGCAACUUGUCCCUUGUGUUCAUGAGCGCUUUCAAAUCAUUAGUAAGCCAUGGACAGGACCUACCCUUGACACGUUUUGUAAAACAGUUGAGUAAUAAAAGUUUCCUGUGACAUAUUAUAGGUUAGUGCAAAAAUUACAUGGAUUCUGUUGAAGCUCAAAAGCUGUGGAAACCAAAAUUAUUUAGCUGCACUGUGUUACAACCUAAAGAUGAGUUGGAAGAUCGAUUAGAUAAAUGUCAUGUGGUUGUUAUUAACUUGGUAUCAGGCUCAUCUGAAAGGGAAAACCAUGAUGCAUUAAAUCAAGCGGUAUGUAAGGGAAUGAAAGAGCAUGAGGAGAUAUCCCUGGGUUUGCUGUACACAAUAUUAACUGAACAAGAAAAUGCACCUAAGGCAUAUCGAGAUUUAUCUUUUGUAUCAAGAGAUGGAUUAGCUUUGGUUGGUAAUAAAGUUCAACAAAUAUUGACCGAAAAAUUUCAGCGAUUGUUAGAUUCACCAAAAGCACAGUGUUUGUGGUUAAUUGGCGAGAUGAUGAAAAACCAAGUACAGAAUCUUGAAAUGACUAUUCACAUUCUCCUGCGUCAAAUAGCUGGUGGUGAUCACAGUCCUGCAAAUAUAUGGUUAGUUGAAAAUGUAUUAAAGCUGAUGAAAGCUAACAGACCAUGGCUGGAAAAGAAUCCUGGCUCCUUACAAUUGGUUAUUUACACGUAUCUUCGCAUAAUUGAGGAUCAUGAGGGCCCUCGCUUUAAAGUUUUACGGCAAUCAGAAGUAGAUUUUUGCGUUACGCUAAUAAGAGAUAGGUUUGGUGAUUGUUUACAAAUUGGUCGAGAUUUUGUUCGUCUUCUUCAGAAUGUGUUCAGAAUUCCAGAAUUUACAAAAUUGUGGAAGGACAUGUUGUUUCGACCGAAAUCUCUAUCAUCGCAAUUUACAGGAUUACCACAGCUGUUGAAUACACGGACCUCUCGGAAAUUUUUGGCCAGUCGAAUGACAAUUGACAUGGAAAACAAAUUAGCAUUUCUUGCGUUGAAAGUGAAAUUUGGAUUACAAAAACGCUAUCAGGACUGGUUUUUUCGACAGUAUUUAUCAAAUGCAGAAAGUCAAACCUUACUACCAGAUAUUGUUAGGUUCAUAUGUGGUGUGAUACACCCACCUAAUGAAAUUCUAGCAUCCGAUGUUAUCCCUCGAUGGGCUAUUCUUGGCUGGUUAUACACCGCAUGUCAAAAUCCAGUCACUCAAACAAAUAUGAAACUUGCACUCUUUUUUGAUUGGCUAUUUUUUCAAGGUGAAAAGGAUAACAUAAUGAAUAUCGAACCAGCUAUGCUGCUGAUGCAUAAUUCCGUUCGCACACAUCCAAAUAUAACAUAUAGCCUUUUGGAUUUCAUCUGUCGGAUGUCAAAACAUUAUUCACUUCAAUUUUCUAAUUUAACGAAGCAAGGUUUAUUUAACUCGUUCAAGAGUAUUCUGGACAAAAGAGUCGUAAGUUCAUUAAGUCCAGUUCUUAAGAGUAGUCGCAUGGAUAAAGAAUUAAAGAUGUUGAUCAGUGAAACUUUACCAUCUUUUGUUGUUGUCGAUCGAUCUGCAACAUCGACAUCUGACGAAUCUUCAUCAACCACUCCUCCACAAUCACCAACUAUAGAUCCAUCCAAAGAUUUUUCACUUAACUUAAACGAACAAGCAUCAGGUGGAUUAUCAAUUGUUGAGAUUGCAGACGAGAGUAGUACAGAUGAAGCUGUGUUUUCUGAUGAGGAUGAUGACGACAAAGCAGCUCCACCACCACCACCACCACCUCCUGAUAAAAAAGAAAAGGUCGCUUCCAUACAAUCAUCAUCAACGUCAAAUUCUUCUUUUCGUCCAAUUGCAAUUAAAGAGGAAGAUUUUGAGACAAAAGUGGAUGAAGGUUUUGUUGGUGAUGAUGUUACAGAACUGGAAGAAUUUCAGAAUCUUGACAGCAACUUAUUGAAAGAUAAUCUGUUAAAGUUAAAAAAUGAAAAAGAGGAAUCAUCGAAAGCUGAAGCAAUGGAAGCCAUCAUAUCAAAUAUUGAAUCCAUGGGUGAUUUUGAUGAUGAGAUAGCAUCACCACUAUGUGUCUGCUUAGCAAACUGUUUAGCUGAUGAUUUAGCCUUGCCAGUUUUGCCAGAUAGUAUAACUGAAAAAACAAUUGAGGGAAGUUUAGAAAGACCUCAAUAUGCUAUUUUCAGAGCUAUAUGUUCACUUUCAAAGAAUGAUGUAAAUCGAGAAAAUCUGUAUGUCCUAUUGAAUGGUAUUCAUGAAAUAGAUGAAAAAAUUGGAUAUCAUUUUCUGUAUUUUCUGAAGGCUUGUUACAAUGACCCAGAAAAGUUUUCUGUGUAUGAAGAUUACGUUAGCUAUUUUAAAGAUCGAACAUUAAAGACAGUACUCACGCAAGAUAUGAAGGCAUGUUAUGAAUACGAUCCUGCAUUGUUUAUGUAUCUUAUUGAAAUGAUAUUUAAACACUUCCAUGAAGUUGCUGUUGGCAACAAGGAAAUUAUAAAAAUGCUAGUUGCUACAGUUCACCCAAACGAGAUGAACGCGAUUUUGAGUGGCAUUUUACUUGAAGACCUGUCAAUAAUCGGUGAGAAUCAAGUCGGCGGCUUGUUAGAGGCGUCAUUGGAGUGGACUGCAUUUGAGCAAUCUUGUUUAUGGCAACUUAUCAAUGCUGAAGAGACUCCUAUUGAAAUGUUGAUUGGUAUCUUACCAGAACUGAAAGCCAAAAAGCAUGCAGAAUCGCUCAAUCAAUUGCUUCUACAACUCAGAGCAGAAAGCCCUCAGAUGGAGAUCAUCAAACCAGUGUUAUGUAUGGAUGUUGAAGGGAGUGGGAAAAACUUCAGUUUGUGUCUGUUUAAAACGUGGUGUCAUUCAGAAGCACGUGAAUUAGCUCAUGUCUUGGCGCAACUACUCACAAAACCAAACCCUACUGUGAAGAAGAGACAAGGAAAUUCAUCAACUCGUCACAAUCCUACGUUGAAUCAAAUUGUUCUCCAUUUAAAUCAAUUUUACAAACAUCUACAAAGUUCGGAAAAAGACAGCAAAAGCAAAGAUAUGUCGCUGUUCAAAUACGAGUCUCUUCGAUACGCACUUACACAAGCUAAAAAGAAUGUCACAGACCAGGACAUCAAGACCAAAUGUAAGCCUUUAUUUGCGGAAUUCACCGAGCUACCUACACGGUCAAAUCGUAAGCGCAAAAAUCAGCGAGUUACUCGAAGUCGAAGAGGUGGUCGAGUUAGGAAAGAGGAGUCAUCAGAAGAAUCUGAAAGUGAUGACGAGGACGAAGAUGAGGAGAGUGACGAAGAUAGCGAAGAAGAGGAAGAAGAAGAAGUAGUGGAAACAAAAACAAAAGGACGACCGCCUUCAAAGAAACGAAGAAAAGCCUCGAAAAACCUUUCAUCAGACGAAGAAGAUUGAAUAAAGAAGUUUUUAGAGUCGACUCGAUUACUACAAGUAUCUCGAUAACUACCAGUAUCUCAUUAAAUCUGUGAAAUUACGCCGUUGCAAAAGUGGCUUGAAAACGCGGAUAUCGAUGCAAAGUUGACACUUGUUGUGACGAGUAGUUAUCGGUUAAGGCGUUGUAAUGAAACAGUGCACUCGAAAUAUUUCGCCGUCGGAAGUGAUCACGUUUAGAUACAAAAACAAUAAAAAUGUAUAUCUUGUAUCUAGAGGAAGUAUUGUUUAAUGCUGUG
Hydractinia symbiolongicarpus is the source of this 3932-nucleotide messenger RNA. Its product is annotated as integrator complex subunit 3-like. Bases 379 to 3657 code for a protein of 1092 amino acids. The record is from RefSeq and is a predicted model, not a curated record. Gene Ontology annotation, cellular component: cytoplasm. Lineage: Eukaryota; Metazoa; Cnidaria; Hydrozoa; Anthoathecata; Hydractiniidae. The transcript is spliced from 30 exons.